CGUUAUUCUUGUUGUUAUUAACGGCAUGGCGGUUUCCUAAAACUCAUGGACACCACUGCUGCCUCACCCUCUCUCUCUGCUCCGUCUUUCUCUCCUUAUCUCUCUUUUUUUUCUCACAGAUAAUCUAUAUAUUUAUAUCUAAACAUUACACACACACACACACACCUCUAUUUAUAUAUAUUUAUUACAUACAAUUCGCCUUAAUUUAAGAAGGAAAAACAGAACAGAACAAAAAAUAUAUAAGGGGAAAAAGAAACCGACAUCCAUCCCUGUGAAAAGAGACAAGCAAAGACAAUUUAAUUUCGCUGUGGCUGGCCAAAAUCUCUCUUGUUUUUCUCUCUCAGCCAUCGGCGUACCGAAGCCUCGUUUCUGGCAGCCAUCUGGUGACAUUCCUUCUUUAGUAAUGGUUAUUACAAAUUUCUUCACCUUCACCUUAGACAUUCCAUUCAAUGUUGGCACAUAAUAGUUGAGAGCUGAACACUGGUCACUGUGGUAGUCAGAAAAUAUGAAGAACAUCACAGAUUUUGUCUUCCGAAGGCAAGUUGGACUGAAAGAUGUUCAGUCAUACAUCAAAUUUGUUGAGAGCCUUCUGGAAUACAAAGCUACCACACCACAUGCUAAUGAGCCAUGUGAACUAUCUGGUCACUGCCGAGCUACAUUUCUCAUGGAUUUCAGUCCUGAUGGCUCAAGAAUGGCUUCUUCUCAUGGUGACCACUCUGUGCGCAUUACUGAUAUCGUAACACGGAAGUGCACGCACAUCUUGCAGGGCCAUCCGAGAACGCCAUGGUGUCUAGCAUUCCAUCCGUCGGCCAAUGACAUCCUGGCAUCUGGUUGUCUUGGAGGAGAGGUCAGAAUCUGGGACUUACAUGGUCGUGGCAGUGAAGUGUGGACUGCGCCACAUGGUUCUGUAAUUGCCACUUUGGCUUUUCAUCCGACAGACCAUGUGUUGGUCUUUGCCACUGCUGAUGAGAUUUACUUCUGGGACUGGAGUAAAAGCCAACCGUUUGCCUGCUGUAAGACAGCCCGUAGUUUUGAAAGAGUCAGAUGGCUCUGCUUUGAUCCGCUUGGACAUUAUCUCUACACAGGGAUUGCCAAUAACACAACCAUCCAGCCACGGAUCCAUGUAGGAAACAGGAGCUCAACUGGACUCCGUUCAGAUUUGAGAAGCAGACGGCGCCAAAUUCAAGAACGUUAUCAGGAAGUCCUGCGCCAGUAUCAAAAUUAUGAAAGAUCCCAGAGUGAAAUCCCCAGCACUCUUGACUCUAGUAUUCCUACUUCCAUGGGCCUUGAUGAUGAACUGUUGCCAUAUGUCAGUUUGAUAGCACCACAGUCUCCGGUCCAUGAAGACAACCUUCGCUAUGCACGUCAGUAUGCUGCUGAGAUUUCCGAAGUAGUCCGUGGUGCCCUGGACGAUGCUCGCCUUUCCAUUCAAAACCUACAGGACAGACCACGCAGGCGUCAAGAUUUCAUCGGUGGUUCCUAUCACUCUGCUUUCUACAACCCAACAAGAUCUGCUGUUUCUGCUGCUGCUGCCGCCGCUGCUUCAACUGCUGUUCCUUCGACAUCAUCAUCUGUAAAUUUUUCCACUCCAGUAUCUGACUACGAUUUGAACCUCAGUCCAACUGACUCGUCCCUGCAGAGUGAUAAUAACUAUUCUAGCAGUCAAAGACAGCCAAUGAGGAGGUCCAGCCUUUUGAAUUCCUUGCCCAGUACAGUAUUGACCAAUUCCAGUCCUGCUGACCAAUCCUUUGACAGUCACCGGCUUGGCCAGCUAGGUAGAAGUAGCAGUAGUAGUAGUAAUAAUAAUAAUAACACCACUAGUAAUACAGAUUCUAGGUUAACAAACUCAGACACUGUAAAUAAACAAGUCUCUUCUGAUUUUUCCCGUCCCUCUAGGUUGCUGGCAUGGAGGCCACUUCCUCAACCUUUCCGACGGCGCCUGUUAUACAAGCACUCAAAUAACGGAGGCGGUGACACUGAUUUGCCCAUGCCUUGGAUGAUGAGACCCUCCACAGCUUCUUCUCUGUCUGCUAGCAGCAGCAGCAGUGGUAACGGCUGCGGCACCAGUCGUGGUCCAAAUACAAAAAAUCAGUCGACCGGUUCGAGCACCUCUACACUUAGUAACUUAUCCUCAUCAGUAUUGAACAGUCACCAUUUGAACAGUUCUUUCCCAGAUCCCGGUUCAAGCCCUGGGUGUAACGGUGAAUCUACUGAAAACUUUAAGUCUUCUCCCUCCCCUUCCUCUUCCACUUCUUUCUCUUCUUCCGGUUCCUCUGCUUCUUUUUCUUCGUCAUUUUCUACUGAGGAUAUUUCCAAAAACAACAGUACCGUUUCUACCCCUGUCAGUUCUGAAAACAUAUUUCCUUUUGUGACUUCCAUCUCUGCUGCUUCUGCUGCCGCCGCUGCUGAUACUUCACCAUCUUCAGCUAGAUUGUUGUCUUCUGCCAGUUCUUCACCGGCAUCAUCAUCACAUGGGUCAUCAAUCUUAAAGAAAGACUUCUACUCUACCCUCGCCCCUCGCCCUCUUUCUAAUUCUACCAGUAUUCACUCAGAAACAAACGAUCUCUUUGCCUCAAACAAUAAUGACCAACGUAACUUGAAUUCGGUACCUAAUUCUUUAGAAGAUACAAAAUACUAUUCUCUAGUUAAUAAUAAGAAUAAUAGUAGUAGUAGUAGAAUUAGCACUAAUAAUGAUAAUAAACAUAAUACUGAUGAAGCCUGUUCAGAAUCAAUGCCAUUAUUAUCUUUCUGUCCAAAAUGUAAGUUAGUGUCUCAUAGGAACCAGUCUAAAAGAAAUAAGGAUUCUUCAGAUAGGAAAGUAUCCAGAUUUUCUGAAUACUUCAGUAAAACUUGUAGCUGUUCAGCUUCAGUUGAUUCUGAUGUCGGUUCAACUAGUAAAAAAUCUUUAGUUUCUGACAAACUCUCAUCGGAUCUUGCUGUCUGUUCCAGCACCAAUGGCCAUAAUGGAGUCUAUUCCGAGAAAUCAUUUUCUUCUCUCGCUUCUACUUCUAAUUACACCCCUACUUCAUCCUCUUCUCAUUCUGCUAGUGUUGCCGAUUACAAAUGGUCGACUGGUCUCACUUAUGGUUCUGACAAAUCAACUAAAACCUCUCUUCUCCGCCUUAAUCAGAAAUCCUCUUAUGGUAAGAAUAAAAACGUUACCUGCAAUUCCUCGUCUUCCUUCAGAAAAUUCCCCAAGACUUUCCCUGCAGCCAGUCUGACCUCUUCGGAUACUCCUAUAAUGACACAGGAUAUCAAGAAUUCAGACACCACUGUACCAUUAUCCCAGGUAUCUCUUCCUGGCAAGAACUCUUCUGUCUGGUCACGGAAACACUCUUUUAAUCAGUACACUGACUCAGUUAAGAAAAACCUUCUCUUCAAUUUAACUAAUUCUCUGAAACGACCCUUCUCGUCUUCUACCGAUGAAGACAGCCACGUUAAAAUGAAGUUUCCUCGCAGUGACCAGUCUCAGUCCUCUUACAACUCCAAUUCCACAGAUCUCAAUGGUACCAGCACCAGUGGCAGUAAUACUCACUUAAAUUCGUCUUUUACUCCAGUCUCUCCUUCUCCUUCUCCCGUAUCAUCUGCUGAACAUUCGGAAUUACUCUUUCCAGAAAUUCAGAACAACAAUCCGGCCUCUUCAGCUUUCAACAUUGCAGAUGCUGGAUUGAGCCGUGCCAGUACCUCCAUGGCAGCAUCGGUUCUGAAGACUCCCCCCAUAGCAAGCACCAGUGUCUCCAUGAGAUUAACACCGAAUGUAGAGUGCGUCUCCCAAAACAACAACUGUGAUGAAAUAGAUACUGACAGCAGUAACAGCUUUAUCCCUUCUCCUUCAACCACUCUCAACAACACUAAUUGUAAUAACGAUAAUAAUAAUAAUAAUAAUAAUAAUAAUAAUAAUGAUAAUAAUAAUAAUAACAAUAAUAGUAAAAACAACAAUAAGUACCAUAAUAGUGAACUUUUUGAAAUGCAGUCUUGCCCCACUACAACUUCAGGCAGAAUGCCCUCAAUGUCUCCAUUUAGGUCCAUUAGCAUGAAUAACAGCUUGCCUCAGAACCUAUCGGAACGGUUGGAUGCCUGUAAAAUGAACUUACAAAUCCUUGAGACUCUGAGUUCAACAUACAGGCAAGAUGCUGCUAACAGUGUCUCUCCAUCUAUCCCUGCUACAUUCACACUUCAGACAAACAACCGAAUCUCUCCACCCCCGCCUUUGCCUGACCACAUUCCUAUUUCAUGUCCCGAGACGAGCAGGAGUAGUAAUUUACCGACUAACCUUUUACCGUCUUUUUCGAAAAGCUCUUCUUCUAAGUCCGAAGCUUCUACCAGCAUCAUUUCUGAAUCUCCAGUAGCAUCGACAUCUGGCCAACCUGUCCCCAGUACCAGUUCAUGUAGUGAUAAUCCUCUUCUGCCUGCUCAGAAGAAGGAGGAAAAUUCCGAAAGUAGUAAUUCUAGCAGCACAGCCAAACCAUGUUUGCGACAGGCUGGAGCACUUAAAUCAGCUUUCCAUUCAAUUUGUCGAGCCCUGAGUAUUACUGGUACUACACAGACGGCAACUGAAGCAAUAUACACAUCGCAACACUCCAGCACAGCGAUAGGUCAUAGAAGUAGUUUAUCUGUUUCAACAACAACAAUCACCACAAAACCUUUGUGUUCAGUGAGCUCUAGUGUUGGCAAUGAAGGGAAGGGUUCUAAAAGACCACGUUUUGAAGCAAACAAGCGAUUAGAUCUCCCUCAGAAGUCUCCUGUCCCCACCAUUAGUAGUUCCACUACAGUGUCCACUGAUGUUAAUUGUACUACCACUACUACUGCACUGUCUUCGCAUCAAUCCUCUGAAACUGUCUCUGUUACUAAUAGUAUUCCGACAUCUGUAUCUUGUGCCACAAGUAGCCAACAUACACCCUGUGCCACGCCUAUUUAUUCUUCCUCCACAUCACAUAGUUCUUCCCUAAAAGACUCUUGUAAUUAUUUUCCCCUCCUUCCUUUAACGUCAUCAACUUCUCUGCCCCCUCAUUCACCGAGCUCAAAUUUGCCCAGAUCUACAGAUGAUUCCAGAUCUUUUUCUUCUUCUUCUGCCUUCUCUUGCAGUUCUUCUCAAGCAGCUCAGUCAACAUAUUCCAGCUCUUCGCUGUGUCCUUCGUCAGUUUCCACAUCCUCUCUGUCUUCACCGCUUGCCUCUGCCACUAGAAUUUCUCCAGAAAAAUACAAAUCUAGUUCUAAAAGAUGCCCUGAACAUAGUUCUGUCAAAAGCUCUCAUUCUGCUGCUGCUGCUGCUGCUGGCGCUGGUAAUUAUAGCAAUAAUCAUGGUUUUGAUUCUAACAAAGUGCCACAUGAACAACAGCAUUAUGAGUCGAGUACCUCAACAGAGUCAGAGAGUCUCUUACAUUCUCCAGAAGAAAACUUGAAUUCUUCAAGUGGUCAUUAUUCAGCUGCCAGUGGUUCGAGUUCUUCUCUGGACAGUAAUGAUGUCUCCAUACAAUCAACAUCUAAUUCAGGGACUUCACGAAAGAGUCAUCGGCCCACAAAAUCCUCUCGUUUGAGAUUACAUAACCCUGUCCCCUCUACUAGUAGUGUAUGUUCUACUCAUCCUAAUCAAGGUUCUGGUCGUACGACUAGAGAAAAUAAUUUCAAUAAGUCAUUAGGUCAGUGUCAUAAGGACAGUGUUGAGCCCCAGCCCACACAUUCCACGACCCACACUGGUCAGACAUCACAACAUCUGCCCUUUGACCCAAGCUAUGCUCCCAAUCAAUAUUCCAUACCUGAUUCUAAUCCAAACCUGUCUUUACUCAACUGGGAAGACGUGGAUUCUUCCAGAGUGUACCCUGCUGAUUUGGAUUCUUCAGACAACCUGUCUACAUCUUCAAAUAUUUAUGAUCUCCCACCUUAUGAAGAAUCCAAUCAUCAAAACAGACGGAGUUUCUCGCAGUAUCCAGAGAGGCCAGAGCUACUGCCCUCUGCUCACAGCAUUAGCCGUCCAGAAAACCCUCAAGGUGUUGACCUCUCCAACAGUGAAAGUUUACCAGUUAACAUUAACGAUAAUCCAGGUGCUGCGACUAAUGAGGCCUUUGAUACACUGUGUGCAGUUGCAUCAGCUACCUGUGAUAUAACUGAAGUGACUGCACGUCUGCAUCAAGAACUGGAUGAGCUAGAUCGACGCAUGGCAUCAUUACAACAGCGCUGUGCUGCACGUUUGGCCAGAGUGCAAGUGCCGUCGCGGGAAGUCGUGAAUCUAGAGAGGUGGAGUGCAAACCACAAUGUUGAUGAGUUUGUGUGCAGUGUGCGCAACACUUUAGAUGGAAUUGCUCAGUUGCGGCGUCAUGAGCGUCUUAUGCAUAUGCAGCAGUUGGUUUCAUUGCCUGGAGGCAUGACUAGCAGUACCAGUUUUGGUGGAAGUAGAUUAGAUGAGUCGGCCCGGUUAUCAACGGAGGCUCGUGAGGAGAUAUCUCGUAACUUACAGCGAGAAGUCAAUACUCAAACCAAAUUACUGCGACUCCAAGAACGUAUCUUGCAACGUUUACGCCAGCGUCAAAUCCAUCAUCAUUAUGUGAACACAGGCAGUUUAGAAGAUGCUUCAUCACGCCCAAGUGAUACUCUUCAGGCUGCUAUUAAUAGGGCUAUUGCAGGUGCUUUCUUGGGAAGAGGUGAAAUUGCUGUUGCAACUAAUAUUAUCAACUUGACACAUCGCAUCCAACGGUGGGACUUCAAGAAACUAGAACUCCCUGACCUUACUUACAUCAGUGACAAUGUGAUAGUUCCACAUUGUAAACUACACAACGGUGCUAGCUGUGAUAUAUCCCAAGAUGGUUCUUUACUGGCAACAUUUGUGCCAACACAUCGAGGAUUCCCUGAUGACACUGUCUUAGCCAUCUACUCCCUGCAAGAAGAUUCUCUUGGACAGUGCUUGUUCACCAAGGGUUUUGGUCCAAAUGUUAUAUCUGUGAGUAUCUCUCCCAAGAACCACUAUGUCUUAGUGGGUUUAGCAGCCAAGCGCAUCUCUUGGGUUUUUACUACAAAUCAGAUGGUAGCACAGAUUUACCAGUUGAGUCAAGAAUUUGCUGGGGAGCAGUCAAUGAAGCAUGUUAGUGACAUCACACAUUAUGUCGAUGCCGAUACCAGAACUCACGUCAGUGUGAAUUCAGCCAAGUGGUUGCCUCAAGUUGGAGCUGGACUAGUAUACGGCACGAAUCGUGGUAAUUUACACAUCUGCUGGCCUGGGUUCAAACCAGUGAAAAAGGAGAAUCCACCUGAAAGAGAAGUGGUAGCAGGAGGGGAAGAAGAAGAAUGGAAUACUUUGAACCAAGCACAAUCCCUUCGACGGAACCUGUAUCGGAUGCAGCACAUUCGUCGAAAUUUGAUUAAUAUGCCAAGUGUUGGGCAAAGAUUACCACACACGACCAGCACAGCAACGCAAACAUCUCACAGGCAGGUACAGCGCAGCGCUGGUACACAAACAGAUGGUUCUGAAGAAGAAGAUAUUUGGGACAGUGAUUAAAGACUUCUUACAGAGAAAAAAAAAAAA
This is a messenger RNA of Octopus sinensis (East Asian common octopus), 7516 nucleotides long. Its product is annotated as serine-rich adhesin for platelets. The transcript has 16 exons. Bases 506 to 7489 code for a protein of 2327 amino acids. Gene Ontology annotation, molecular function: protein binding. Gene Ontology annotation, biological process: autophagy. The record is from RefSeq and is a predicted model, not a curated record. NCBI's taxonomy places the organism in Eukaryota, Metazoa, Mollusca, Cephalopoda, Octopoda, Octopodidae. Gene Ontology annotation, cellular component: intracellular membrane-bounded organelle.